UUCCAUCUCCUACCACUCUUCUUCUCCUUCUCUCUCUUUUCUGUUAACCAGAGCAACCACACUGUGAAGAACCUUCCUCUUCUUCUCGUUCAUGGAGCUUCAGAGGCGCCAAGAUCAGAGCCUCUCACAGAGGAAGGGGCAGAAGCGGAAGCUGGACGAGGAACUACACGAGGAGCGGCAGAUCUUGGCUGCGCCGCCAACCGCCGGCGAGCGUGAGGCGCUUCUCGCCGACGUCGCCGAACAGGUGAGCGUCCUCGAGUCUACUUACACGUGGAACGAAGCCGAUCGAGCAGCGGCCAAGCGCGCCACUCACGCGCUCGCCGAUCUAGCGAAGAAUGAGGAAGUGGUGAACGUGAUUGUUGAAGGAGGCGCGGUUCCGGCUUUGGUUAAGCAUCUUCAGGCGCCGCCUCUGAGUGAUCGUGUUCAGAAGCCAUUGCCGUUUGAGCAUGAGGUUGAGAAAGGGAGCGCUUUCGCUCUAGGACUUCUUGCCGUCAAGCCAGAACAUCAACAACUCAUUGUUGACAGUGGUGCCUUAACACAUCUUGUUGAACUUUUAAAGAGACAUAAGAAUGGCUUAACUUCUCGUGCCAUUAAUAGUCUCAUUCGUAGGGCUGCAGAUGCUAUUACUAAUCUUGCUCAUGAGAACAGCAGCAUUAAAACUCGUGUCAGGAUGGAAGGUGGCAUUCCACCACUUGUUCAUUUGCUUGAAUUUGCUGAUGCAAAGGUGCAAAGAGCAGCUGCUGGUGCACUGCGGACCCUGGCUUUUAAAAAUGAUGAAAAUAAAAAUCAGAUUGUUGAAUGCAAUGCUCUUCCAACUUUGAUUUUAAUGUUACGUUCUGAAGAUGCUGCUAUUCAUUAUGAAGCGGUUGGUGUGAUUGGAAAUCUAGUCCAUUCUUCACCUAAUAUAAAGAAGGAGGUUCUUCUUGCUGGAGCUUUACAACCAGUUAUUGGAUUACUUAGUUCCUGCUGCUCUGAAAGCCAGAGGGAAGCAGCCUUGUUACUUGGACAAUUUGCAGCAACUGAUUCAGACUGCAAGGUUCACAUUGUACAGAGAGGUGCUGUCCAACCUUUGAUAGAGAUGCUUCAGUCUCCUGAUGUUCAACUCAGAGAAAUGUCUGCCUUUGCAUUAGGGAGAUUGGCCCAGGACUCUCAUAACCAGGCUGGUAUUGCACACAAUGGUGGCUUAGUUCCAUUACUCAAGCUUCUUGACUCAAAAAAUGGAUCUUUGCAACAUAAUGCUGCUUUUGCUCUUUAUGGCCUUGCAGAUAAUGAGGAUAAUGUGUCCGAUUUCAUCAGGGUAGGUGGAGUUCAGAAACUGCAGGAUGGAGAAUUUAUUGUUCAAGCAACAAAAGAUUGUGUUGCCAAGACAUUGAAAAGAUUAGAGGAGAAGAUUCACGGCCGUGUGCUGAAUCAUCUGUUAUAUCUUAUGCGAGUUUCCGAAAAGGGUGUUCAAAGACGAGUUGCAUUAGCUCUUGCGCAUCUUUGUUCUGCAGAUGAUCAGAGAAAUUUUUUUAUUGAUCACUAUGGUCUUGACUUGCUCAUUGGACUUCUUGGCUCGUCUGGUUCUAAGCAGCAACUUGAUGGUGCUGUAGCUUUAUGCAAGUUGGCCAAUAAAGCCUUGACCCUGUCUCCUGUGGAUGCUGCUCCUCCUUCUCCAACACCACAGGUUUAUUUAGGAGAGCAGUAUGUAAACAAUGCUACAUUAUCUGACGUUACAUUUUUGGUCGAAGGUAAACGAUUUUAUGCACAUAGAAUUUGUCUACUUGCAUCAUCAGAUGCGUUUCGGGCAAUGUUUGAUGGUGGUUAUAGGGAGAAGGAUGCAAGGGACAUUGAGAUUCCAAAUAUUAGAUGGGAAGUUUUUGAGUUGAUGAUGAGAUUUAUAUAUUGUGGAUCAGUUGAUGUCACUCUGGAUAUUGCUCAGGAUCUUCUUCGAGCAGCUGAUCAAUAUCUUUUAGAAGGACUUAAGAGACUUUGUGAGUACACAAUUGCACAGGAUAUAUCCCUUGAGAACGUGUCAAGUAUGUAUGAACUUUCAGAAGCCUUCAAUGCUAUAUCAUUGAGGCAUGCGUGCAUUCUUUUUAUCUUGGAGCAAUUUGAUAAAUUGAGUGCAAGACCUGGGCACUCACUUCUGAUUCAGCGCAUAACACCAGAGAUCCGCAAUUAUUUUGUUAAAGCUCUUACAAAGGCCAACUUUCAUAACAACCGACUGUAGUUUGCGGUCAUUCUAUUCUUGACCUCUAACCGAUUGUGCUGUACAGAACAGAAUAUUGUAGAUGUUAUUCCUUUUGUUGAACCAGGAAGGGGUCUCCUGUAUGGUAUACACUAACAGCUUGGCUAAAAGAAAUAUCUGACACCUGAGUCAUGCAUCUUCUUCUUUGUUUUUCAAAUGAGGUGUAAGCCCCUUUCUGUCUUUAGCGUCAUUAUCAUAGAAUAGCAAUUAUGACCUUCACGAACAUUGUUUUUUCCUCAUUCAAGUGAUGGUUAUAUGACAUGAUAGUUCUUUUCUCGGAUGAUUCUACAUUCGGGGAAUUACAGUGGUUGAGUUUUAUUAUUGUAGGUGUAAAUAUUGCUUCCCCAAUGUAUAUAUGACAGUUUUCCGCAAGAAAAUUGUGAGGCUGGAGUAACUUAUGCCUGGCCAUUAAAAACCUGUCAUCCGACAAGGAAAUGUGUUGUAAAUUGCUGUUGCAAAUAAUUUAAAUACUCGCAUAUCCCAAGCAUGCUGGUGAAACUGCUGAAAAUUUCAAUAUUUAUGUAUGCAUGCAAUCCAGCAAAAGUAGUUCUUGGUUUGUGAUGAAAAGAAAUAAUUCAUUAAUGGCAGAAACAGUAUAUCUUAGUUAUAUGUACAGUUAGCUUGAUCUAAUUAUGGUAGCUAUUCAGUGAUUAAACUGCGAAUCAUGACUUCUUGCUAAACUAUACAAGCACGUGCAUAAACAUCUACGCAGGACAAAGGCCAACAGAGACUGCUAAGUGGUUGCAUGCUCAAAACAUGAUAAGUUCUCUAAUACCUUGCUUCUGGAG
Abrus precatorius (Indian licorice) is the source of this 3018-nucleotide messenger RNA. RefSeq names its product ARM REPEAT PROTEIN INTERACTING WITH ABF2-like. The transcript has 19 exons. Gene Ontology annotation, molecular function: protein binding. The coding region runs from base 92 to 2212 and encodes 706 amino acids. The record is from RefSeq and is a predicted model, not a curated record. NCBI's taxonomy places the organism in Eukaryota, Viridiplantae, Streptophyta, Magnoliopsida, Fabales, Fabaceae.